Messenger RNA from Zingiber officinale, 1980 nucleotides. Its product is annotated as probable sphingolipid transporter spinster homolog 2. Lineage: Eukaryota; Viridiplantae; Streptophyta; Magnoliopsida; Zingiberales; Zingiberaceae. Bases 109 to 1644 code for a protein of 511 amino acids. The transcript is spliced from 16 exons. Gene Ontology annotation, biological process: transmembrane transport. Gene Ontology annotation, molecular function: transmembrane transporter activity. The record is from RefSeq and is a predicted model, not a curated record. Gene Ontology annotation, cellular component: membrane.
GGUGGUGCAGCAACAAACCGUCAAGGUCCAAGCUGGGCUGUGCUGUGCGGCACGACUUCGUUCUUCCCCUUUGCGCGUCUCCCUCUUCCUGUUCGUCCGAAGUUGGAGAUGGCUAUUGCGCUGCCUCCGCAUCCCGAUGGCGACCAUGCUCCCCAAUCCGAUCCUCUCCCAUCCUGGUUCUCCCCCAGGAGAUUGCUUGUGAUAUUUUGCGUCAUCAACAUGCUAAAUUAUGUUGAUCGAGGUGCAAUAGCAAGCAAUGGUGUUAAUGGUACCCAAACAACCUGCACAGAGAGCGGCACUUGUACUUCAGGCACUGGAAUCCAAGGAGACUUUAACCUGAAUUAUUUUGAAGAUGGUGUAUUGUCUUCAGCAUUCAUGGUGGGCCUAUUAAUUGCUUCCCCAAUAUUUGCAUCCCUGGCAAAGAGCCAUAAUCCUUUUAGGUUAAUCGGAGUGGGACUGUUGGUUUGGACUAUUGCUACUGCUGGUUGUGGUUGCGCAUUUGAUUUUUGGUCCAUUACAAUUUGCCGAAUGUUGGUUGGAGUUGGUGAAGCUUCCUUUAUAAGUCUCGCAGCUCCAUUUAUAGACGAUAAUGCUCCUGUUGCUCAGAAAACGGCCUGGCUUGCGCUCUUCUACAUGUGCAUACCUUCAGGCAUCGCAAUUGGCUAUGUAUAUGGUGGACUGGUCGGCAGCUAUCUUCAUUGGCGCGUUGCAUUCUGGGGAGAGUCAGUUUUGAUGCUUCCAUUUGCUAUUUUAGGCUUCACCAUUAAACCUUUACAGCUGAAAGGUUUUACACCAUCUAUACUGAAAAAAUUAGAGGGUGCUGGAGUAAUGAUUCAAGAUGAACAGGAUGCCCAAAGCGAGACACAUGCUACACAUGGGAACUUAUCUGUAAAAGAACCACAAAAUUUCUCCUUACCUGCUGGUGUGGGUAGGAUUGCAAGUCAACUAUCCAGGGUUUGGAAAGAUAUGCAACUGCUUCUGGCUGAGAGGGUUUAUGUGGUAAAUGUUCUAGGUUAUAUUGCGUACAAUUUUGUUAUUGGAGCCUAUUCAUAUUGGGGUCCUAAGGCUGGUUAUGACAUCUACCAUAUGAGCAAUGCUGAUCUGUUGUUUGGAGGUAUAACUAUAGUCUGUGGAAUCUUUGGAACUCUAGCUGGUGGGUUCAUUCUUGAUUUUGUGGAUUCUACAAUUUCCAAUGCUUUUAAGCUUCUUUCUGGAGCAACCUUUCUGGGGGCUAUUUUUUGUUUCAGUGCUUUUUGCUUCAAGAGCCUCUAUGGCUUUAUAGCAUUCUUUUCUAUUGGAGAGAUACUUGUCUUUGCCACACAGGCUCCAGUAAAUUAUAUCUGUCUUCACUGUGUCAAUCCUAGUUUAAGGCCACUCUCAAUGGCUAUGUCAACUGUCUCUAUUCACAUAUUUGGCGAUGUUCCAUCCUCUCCUUUGGUUGGUGUUUUGCAGGACUAUGUUAACAACUGGAGGGAAAGUGCGCUGAUACUAACUUCAAUUCUGUUCAUUGCCUCUGCAAUAUGGUUUUCAGGCAUCUUCAUCCCAAGUGUAGAUCGCUUUAAUGAAGAUAGCGAUCAAGGUGCUCAAACAGCCCAAAGACCACUGCUUGAUGCUAACAAUGAAGCAUCAGCAGAAACUGCCUAAGAACCACCACGCCAUUCAAAGUUCACAGACAAUUUAUCGCUGCUGCCGUGCUGUUGUAGGAAAGAUUUACUUCAAAGUCGUUGUGUGUAAAUAGAGCAACGACGACCCCCAGGAUCUGACAACUAUUUCAUAAGAUUAUAAAUGAUUUAUUUCUUUGAUGUAUAUAUUUUUCUCGGAAAAGUCUUGCAAAGAAGGGCAAGAGUUACGUACCCUUUUAUGUGUAUUGUGUACAUGAUAACUUGAUUCUGUAAUAUGUAUCUUUUGUACAGGUUUAGAUCGACAAAAUUGUAGAGCUUUACGUUAAAGUUGUCAAAUGUUAUCAUGAUAUUGAACGUA